AUGAAACUCCCAAGGCUUUUGACAUUUAAGUUGAGAUUUGGGCAUUCUUUUUUACUGAUGGUUCUUGUCACUUAUAGUGGAGAAACUGAUACUUCAGGUUUACUGAGAGAUAGCAAAAUACUCUCAGGUCUUAUUCCAGGUUUGUUUUGUUCUACUAAACAUCUUUAUAUUUUCUCGUGUCUUCUUCAUUCUUGUUUUUGUAUGAUACUUUAC
Lactuca virosa is the source of this 213-nucleotide messenger RNA. Lineage: Eukaryota; Viridiplantae; Streptophyta; Magnoliopsida; Asterales; Asteraceae. The record is from the annotation of a GenBank genome assembly.